Molecule: messenger RNA, 3435 nt
Organism: Salvelinus namaycush (lake trout)
Lineage: Eukaryota; Metazoa; Chordata; Actinopteri; Salmoniformes; Salmonidae
Product: transcription factor E3-like
Exons: 10
Coding region: 783-2165 (460 amino acids)
Biological process (GO): regulation of transcription by RNA polymerase II
Cellular component (GO): nucleus
Molecular function (GO): protein dimerization activity; RNA polymerase II cis-regulatory region sequence-specific DNA binding; DNA-binding transcription factor activity, RNA polymerase II-specific
Source: RefSeq, a predicted model, not a curated record
AGUAAAUAGUAUGCAGUUUAAGUAUGUAGAACGCUAGAAUGGAUAUUCGGACAUUUGCAAUGUUACAAAGUUUCAUUUGACAGAAAGACGUGUGACUACUCCCUCGUGUGGCGGUAAUAAUGGGUUUAGUUUAGAAGCGUCCUAUUUUUUUGUAACUCUUCGGAUACCUCUCUCUCCGGGCUGUAGCCUACGCAGCUAAAACGAUUUAACAAGGUCUCUAGUGUAUGACGGGCAUUUCUUUGAUUUCGUUUGUAAUUGUCGUUUGAUCGCUGACACUAUAAUUUUUUUAAAAACGGGAAAUAGUUGAAUGUUGAUGACGUGCCAUUUAUUUUCUCGGUUGAACCGGUGAGCGGGGCAGUAGCCUCCUCUUUUGAGAUGUCAACCUGGCUUCCUGUUCUACAACAUUAUAAAACGAGGACAUUAUUGUUUUUGAUUAAGUAAUUGUUGUUCGUCAUAUUGAUUUCUGCGUAAACUGAAACGUUUUUUUUAUCGAAUUCUGAGAGUAUUGGCCUAUUUUCCCACCAAGGACCGGUAUGGAUUUCCAUCGCUCGGUUCCAGGCUAACACGGGCUAUCAGUUGUCUUUCUCCUAAAGGCAAAGCUAUUCUUUUAUUUAUUUAUUGUGUGGAGCCUCUCCUACCUGAGUCUGGGAUAGAGGCGGACAUACAGGUCAAGAGCAUCCUCUCUUCAGACUGAUACCUUCUACCAGCUGUAAAGCCAGCCCAUCACUCUGAGCCUGUCUUCACCCCCCUCUGAUACGGCGUGUCCCUCCUCCAGCUCAGUGAUGACGUCUCGGGUGUUGAUGAGGCAGGAGCUGAUGCGCCAGCAGGCCAGGGACCAGGAGAGGAGAGAGGCCCAGCAGCAGGUCUCCUCGGCCCAGCUACGCACCACCGACUCCUCCCCAGCCAUCUCCAUGGCCCCAGAGCAUACCGGAGCCCGACCACCCCCUGCCCAGGUCCCUGUGGAGGUCCUCAAGGUUCAGACCCACCUGGAGAACCCCACCAAGUACCACCUCCAGGCCUCCCAGAGACAGCAGGUUAAACACUACCUCUCCUCCACCGUGGGGAACAAACUGACCAGUCAGACGCUGGGCACCUCCCCUUCACCUCAGUCCGGAUCCGCCCGCGAGCUCCAGCCUGCAGCCAGCAGCACUCCCAGCAGCCCAUUGGCUGUGCUCAGCCUGAGCUCCAACAAAGAGGAGAUGGAAGAUGUGAUUGAUGGCAUCAUCAGUUUUGAAUCCGGUCUCAACGAUGAGUUCUUUCAGUUGAUGGACCCUGUACUACAGCUAGCCAACACGCUGCCAGUGUCAAGGAACAUGCUGGAUGUGUACAGCAGUGGAGGGAUGGUUGCUCCUACCAUCACCGUCUCUAACUCCUGUCCUGCUGACUUGCACGCCAUCAAGACUGAGUUAACCGGUACCGUGGUGGAGGCUAAAGCUAUGAUGAAGGAGCGACAGAAAAAGGACAAUCAUAACCAGAUUGAGAGACGGAGGAGGUUCAACAUCAACGAUCGCAUCAAGGAACUGGGAGCUCUCAUCCCCAAAUCUAGUGACCCACCCCCGUGCUACGGAGACAGGGAGACGCGUUGGAACAAGGGCACCAUCCUGAAGGCGUCUGUGGACUACAUCAGGAGGCUGCAGAAGGAGCAGCAGAGAGCCAAGGAGGUGGAGACCAGACAGAGGAAACUGGAGCACAGCAACCGCAGCCUACUGCUACGCAUACAGGAGCUAGAGAUGCAGGCCUGCCUCCACGGCCUCUCCACCCCCGCCUCCUCCUCCCAGGGCUCCUCCUCCUCACACCUCAGCCUAUCACAAUCCCUGGACCCCAGCACGGGCGACACCCUCUCCAAGACCCUCCUGUCCCUGAGUGGUGGCCCAGGCCUUCAGGCCACCUCCCCCUCCUUUCUGUCUCCACCCCCCUCGGCCUCGCCGGUUGGCCUGAUGAACAUGGCUUCUCCUCUGGGCUUCUCUGAGCUGGACGACCCGUCUGCCACAGCCUUCCACUCCUCCCUGCUACCGGACAUGGGUCUUGGGGACAUCUUGAUGGACCAUGGGGGGAUAGGGAUGUCCCCGGUGUGGGCCCGAGAGCCCUUGCUCUCCUCCAUCUCCCCAGGAGCCUCCAAGACCUCCAGCCGCAGGAGCAGCUUCAGCAUGGAGGAGGACUUGUGACUGAGUUAAAGGACCCUAGUCCUUACACUGCUAGGCAAGAGCAGCUUCAUGCAUGGAGGAAGACCUGUGCCUGGGCUGAGUCCAAAACCAACCCCUAGACCAGCGUUUCCCAAACUCGGUCCUCGAGAUCCUAAAGGGGUGCACGUUUUGGUUUGUGACUUAACACUACACAUCUGAUUCAAAUGAUCAAAGCGUUAUGGUUCAUUGAUUAUUUGAAUCCACUGUGUAGUGCCAGGGCAAAAACCAAAACGUGCAUCCUUUAGGAUCCUGAGGACCGAGUUUGGGAGACCCUUCCCUAGACCCUAGCUUCUAGACCCUGGCUCCUAGACCCUGGCUCCUAGACGCUAGACCCUAGCUCCUAGACCCUGGCUCCUAGACCCUGGCUCUUAGACCCUAGCUCCUAGACCCUGGCUCCUAGACCCUAGCUCCUAGACCCUGGCUCCUAGACCCUGGCUACAAGACCCUGGCUCCUAGACCCUGGCUCCUAGACCCUGGCUCCUAGACCCUAGCUCCUAGACCCUAGCUCCUAGACCCUGGCUCCUAGACCCUGGCUCCUAGACCCUAGCUCCUAGUAAUUGUUUAAGACACAAGGUUAUUUGUACAUCAGUCAGUCUGCAAUGUAGUUCAUCUGGAACACGACUUAAGGCCCUAAGCCUAUCAGAGGACUGGGAUGGAGCCUCCACAUACCAUGCAUGGCCUCGUCCAUCAAUCACAGAGUCGGGGUCAAAGGUCUUAGUUUAGUCUAGGAUUUGCAAAAUUCCAGUCCCCAGGUUUUCUAGAAAUCCUGGCAGGAAGGUUCCAGAAAUCCUGGCAGGAAGGUUCCAGAAAUCCUUAAAAGGAUCCCAAAUGAAUUGCAGACUACGUGAGAGUAGGUGAUACGCGUUACAUAGACAUUAACCUGUUUUUAUGUCUGUUUUUUUUAAAUUGGAUAGUUCUGUGAAUGACACGCACUCUAGACCAGGGAUUGGCCAGCUAGAGGUGUGGGGACUCCAGUCCUCAGGGGUCUGAUUUGGGUCUCGCUUUUUUUCUCCAUCCUUAGCAAACAAAAGCUGAUUUAAACUAAUUGCAUUCUAAACUGACGAUAAUGAAUAGUUGAUUAUUGGAGUCGGGUGGUUUAUCUGGGACUGUGUCUCCAAUCAGUCCCCCCGAGGACUGGAGUUGCCCAUCCCUGGUCUAUAUGAUAGAUAAAGAAACAGGAGUUGGGAGUUCCAAUGUAACAACAGUUCAGAAAGCCACAAAUAUAAGAAAUUAAAAAAACAUUAUUUGUAUG